AUGCCGUCUGACAAAUCCAUCAAUACGCUGGCACACGCCUCCGCCGGCCCCGAUCCGGAAAAGGCACACGGCCGAGACGGCUUCGGCUCCGACCACCACCUGGGUCGCCGGCACGCCGACGACGAGGACGGCGAUGAUGUCGAGGAAACCGACGACGACCACGACUCCGAGUCCACCCGUGCCGGCGAAAUCCAGCCCGUGCAGUCGCGCUCACAGAGCAUUAUCAAUCGCGUUCUUUCUACACGUUCUAUUGACCCCGGCCCACCGCCUGAUGGCGGGUGGUCUGCUUGGAUUACAGCCUUAUGUGCGCAUCUAAUUGUAAUGAAUUCAUGGGGCUUCAUCAAUUCCUUUGGCAUAUUCCAAACCUACUACGCCGAGAUUCUCGACAUGCCCCCGUCCACCAUCUCCUGGAUCGGCUCCAUCCAAGUCUUCCUCCUCUUCUCCAUCGGCACCUUGACCGGCCGCAUCACCGACGCAGGCUACUUCCGCCCCGUCCUCAUAGCCGGUUCCGCUCUCCAGGUUCUCGGCAUCUUCUCCGCCUCCUUCGCCUCCACCUACGCCCAAUUCUUCCUCGCCCAGGGCGUCUGCAUGGGCCUCGCCAACGGCUUCGUCUUUUGCCCCACCAUCGCCACCUUGUCCACCUACUUCUCCUCCAAGCGAUCCCUCGCCAUCGGCAUCGGCGCCUGCGGCAGCGCUACCGGUGGCAUCAUAUUCCCCCUCAUCGCCCGCUUCCUCAUCCCCCGCGCCGGCCUCCUGACCCUCCGCACCAUCGGCUUCGUCCAACUUGUCGCCCUCGUCUUUUGCAAUUUCUUCCUCAAGCCCCGCGUGCCCCCGCAAGGCCGGGCCCCUGGUUGA
Molecule: messenger RNA, 855 nt
Organism: Parascedosporium putredinis
Lineage: Eukaryota; Fungi; Ascomycota; Sordariomycetes; Microascales; Microascaceae
Source: the annotation of a GenBank genome assembly